Messenger RNA from Diabrotica virgifera virgifera (western corn rootworm), 1309 nucleotides. RefSeq names its product transmembrane protein 135-like. The record is from RefSeq and is a predicted model, not a curated record. The transcript is spliced from 9 exons. The coding region runs from base 130 to 1290 and encodes 386 amino acids. Lineage: Eukaryota; Metazoa; Arthropoda; Insecta; Coleoptera; Chrysomelidae.
ACAGUAAAUAGGUAUUACUCGUAUAGACACAGACUAUCUACGAGUAUAGUGGAUCAAAAUUUAUACACUAUAGUGGAUAGUGUUUGGCUAAUAUCAAGUAUCAAGUAUAGAAAAGAGUGUGUAUUCAAGAUGCCUGUUGUUAUCAGCAAAGAACUGUUCUAUGAGAAGAUAAGCAAAGAACUGGACUGUCGUGUCAUACAUUAUUGGACAGAUAAUUGUGUACAAGGAGCUUUACCUGCGUUGCCUCAAGUGGCUAUUGGAGUUGCCAAAUUUUUCUUGCCUAUAUAUUUGUUAAGAAUGGCAAUCGACUACAGACGUAAAAAGAAAAAUAUAUUAAAGACAUUUGUGAUAAGGGAAUUACGAUCAAUCCUGUAUGGUGCAAGUUUGAGUCUUAUUAUAAUUUCUUCAAUUUGUCUAUUAGGAAAAAUAUGUGGAAGAAUUCACUAUUAUAACUUAUUACUCAUACCAGGAUUUUUGUCGGGUCUUGGAAUUCUCGUGGAAUCUGAUGAAAACCAAACUCUGGAUACUUUAAUUUUCUUCAAUUCGUUUAUUGAAACCAACUUGAAUGCUCUGAAAGUUAAUACGACUAAACAGGCAAUUCUUUUCGUCAUAUUUAGUGGAAUUUUAAUGCAACUUUUUGAAAAUAGAAAGGAAGAACUUAAUUUCAACUAUUGGUGGUUUUAUACUCCUCCUUUAAAGAAAAUAUCAAAUGAUAACCACCAAAAUAAAUGUUCUCAUGAGAAUAGUUGCAGAUUUUUUAUUACAAAUGGAGUCAAAAAUUAUUUUAUGUUAGGUGCUGGAAUAAAUAUCACCAAACGCCUAUUAGGAUCAUUUAAACUGCUAAUAAAAUCUCCCGCCAAACUGGUCAAUGUAGUCUUUCAUAAAUCAAAUGUGUAUUUUGGUCUCCUGAUUGCUGCUUACGUGGGAAUUUAUAGGGCUAUUACAUGUUACUUGAGACAAACCCAAUUAUUAAGUGAGAAAUGGCAUGGACUUCUCGCUGGAGCUAUAUCUGGUGUACCCUAUUGUUUUUACCCAACUAUUCAACUUCCAGUUUUAGCAAUUACUACAACAUUGCAGAUUUUUUAUCACAACCUUUGUAAACAUUACAAUAUAACUAACCACUUUUACCAAAGGUUAUUGUUGUAUCAAUGUGUGCAUGCCUGUAAUCUGCACACCAACUUUUUUUAUCCAAAUAUUAGUUCUCCGUAUUACAGUAAAAUGGUAGACGCCUGUACUAAUAGAUUAACUUCAAAAAUAUACGACCAGUUAGUAGAAAAAUAUUUUUUGUAAAAUAAAAACUAUAUUUUGA